Molecule: messenger RNA, 8111 nt
Organism: Zalophus californianus (California sea lion)
Lineage: Eukaryota; Metazoa; Chordata; Mammalia; Carnivora; Otariidae
Gene: PRKG1
Product: protein kinase cGMP-dependent 1
Exons: 18
Coding region: 1762-3777 (671 amino acids)
Biological process (GO): protein phosphorylation
Molecular function (GO): cGMP-dependent protein kinase activity; ATP binding
Source: RefSeq, a predicted model, not a curated record
UGGAAUGUUUUAAUUUAAAAUAAUCAGAUGAGUAGAACUGACAGUAAAUAAUAAAGAAAUCUCCAGAAUAAAAUAUAUUUUAGGAUUUAUUUAUAAACCAAAGUAUAUGCCUGCUUUUCCUUAGGUGUUUCAGGCAAGGUAGAAAGAUUUUUUUUAAUAUAUAUAUAUUUAAGAUUUUAUUUAUUUAUUUGACAGAGAGAGACAGAGAGAGGGAACACAAGCAGGGGGAUUGGGAGAGGGAGAAGCAGGCUUCCAGCUGAGCAGGGAGCACGAUGGGGGCCGAUCCCAGGACCCUGGGACCAUGACCUGAGCCGAAGGCAGACGCUUAAAGACUGAGCCACCCAGGCGCCCCCCCCCCUUUUUCUUAAUAAGUAGCCAGUGGUUGUACAUUGAUCUUUCUUUUAAAGGGAAGUUACUGUUUCAGAGAAAGUCCUUUGGUAUCUUAGUCUGCAUCUAUUUUUUUCCUUUAAAAAAAGAUUUACUAUUCUGUUGAUCAUUACCUGGAGACAUGCUUCUCCCACAGUCACAGAUAAACUCAUACAAUGAUUUAUGUGAUGAAAAUGCUCUCUGUGACACACACAAUAGAUAAGAAAAGUAAAUUUUAGGCAUUAGUAAAUACUCAGGCUCAAAGAGGUAAAACAAUCCCUUUAGCAGAGGCUGAGGGGGUGGAUGCACAGGUAAGGGAAAAACACAGAUUACAGAUGCAAUUUUUCCCCCCAAAAUUGGCGCUGGUAGGGGCGAGCCGUGGAAGACGAUGUCGUAAUAUAAUCUGGAUGCUCACAUACACAUUUUAACUGUACCAGAUGAAAUAAAAUCCAGGCUCUAAGAAGUUUACAACAGAAUGGCCUUCCCCCCCACCCCGCCAAACAUUUGGCUCAUUACCAUAUGCAUACUCAUUCCACUUUCCUACCAACGGUUCACUAUUUCCAGUAAAAUUUUAUGCUGAAAAAAGUUGGAAUUGCUAUUGCCCUGUCAUUCUUAUUCCCUGGGGUCACAAGCACAGGGCUGCACAGUAAGAGAAAUACACGCACACACAAACACACACACACCCUCCUACCUUAUCCAGAGCAGAAGAGAAGUAAAUAGUGAAAACGAAGAUGAGUUUAUGCAGGUUCCUGACUCAAAGGCAGCCUAAUAUUUAUGAAAUAUCUCACACUGUCUCUCACACACACCCCACCAAGUCUUUAGGCUCCAGUUACAAGCGCUGCGUCAUCUGCCAGAUCACAUGGUAAUUGUUGCUAUUUCAAGGAUCAAGUGGCAUAAAGCUCCCCCCACCCCACCCCUUCCCUUUGGUACCAUAUAGCGUGGAAGAGUGAUUACUGUGUGAUGGGGUGAGACCCGGCUCUCUGGUCCAACCCUCCAGCUGGAAGCCAGGCUGUCGGUGGGGUGGCGCGCGCGGGGUUCUCACGGAGCGACCGGGAAAGGGGACGGGGGAGGGGGGGGUCUCAGGGGAGGCCGGGCAGCUCUAAUUGGUUUCUCAAUGAAAGAUAAUCACCUAGUCCCCCGAGAGGCUGGGGAUUAGCACUCUGCCUCUCCUCUCCACCGCUUUUAGACGUCUCAUCCUCCCCUCGGAGCUUUUAGUCCACUCCGCAGAAGGCGCUCGCAGACAGCGGCUCCCCGCGCCCGCCGGCCGCUCCGGGGGCAGCGCUGCCGCGCGCGCUCGCACUCGGCGCCCCCCUCGGCUCCCUCGCCGCGCUCGCCUCCCCCGGCCGGCGUCCGGCCGCGCCCGAGGAAAGUUUCGCGGAGGGGCUCCGGGCGAAAAUGAGCGAGCUGGAGGAAGACUUUGCCAAGAUUCUCAUGCUCAAGGAGGAGAGGAUCAAGGAGCUGGAGAAGCGGCUGUCGGAGAAGGAGGAGGAGAUCCAGGAGCUGAAGAGGAAGCUGCACAAAUGCCAGUCGGUGCUGCCCGCGCCCUCGCCGCACAUCGGGCCGCGCACCACCCGGGCGCAGGGCAUCUCGGCCGAGCCGCAGACCUACCGCUCCUUCCACGACCUCCGACAGGCGUUCCGGAAGUUCACCAAGUCUGAGAGGUCCAAGGAUCUCAUAAAGGAAGCUAUCCUUGACAAUGACUUUAUGAAGAACCUGGAGCUGUCGCAGAUCCAGGAGAUUGUGGAUUGUAUGUACCCAGUGGAGUACGGCAAAGACAGUUGCAUCAUCAAAGAAGGAGAUGUAGGAUCGCUGGUGUAUGUCAUGGAAGAUGGUAAGGUUGAAGUUACAAAAGAAGGCGUGAAGCUCUGCACCAUGGGUCCAGGAAAAGUGUUUGGCGAGUUGGCCAUUCUCUACAACUGUACCCGGACAGCGACCGUCAAAACUCUUGUAAAUGUGAAACUCUGGGCCAUUGAUCGACAAUGUUUUCAAACAAUCAUGAUGAGGACAGGACUCAUCAAGCAUACCGAGUAUAUGGAAUUUUUAAAAAGUGUCCCAACAUUCCAGAGCCUUCCUGAAGAGAUCCUCAGUAAGCUUGCCGAUGUCCUUGAAGAGACUCACUAUGAGAAUGGGGAAUAUAUCAUCAGACAAGGUGCAAGAGGGGACACCUUCUUUAUCAUCAGCAAAGGAACGGUAAAUGUCACUCGGGAAGACUCACCCAGUGAAGACCCGGUCUUUCUUCGAACUUUAGGGAAAGGAGAUUGGUUUGGAGAGAAAGCCUUGCAGGGGGAGGAUGUGAGGACAGCAAACGUGAUUGCCGCAGAGGCUGUGACCUGCCUCGUCAUCGACAGAGACUCUUUCAAGCACUUGAUUGGAGGACUGGAUGAUGUUUCCAAUAAAGCAUAUGAGGAUGCAGAAGCUAAAGCAAAAUACGAAGCCGAAGCUGCUUUCUUCGCCAACCUGAAGCUGUCUGACUUCAACAUCAUCGACACCCUCGGAGUCGGAGGCUUCGGACGAGUGGAGCUGGUCCAGUUGAAAAGUGAAGAGUCCAAAACCUUUGCCAUGAAGAUUCUCAAGAAACGCCACAUUGUGGAUACGAGACAGCAGGAGCAUAUCCGCUCAGAGAAGCAGAUCAUGCAGGGGGCGCAUUCUGACUUCAUAGUGAGAUUGUACAGAACGUUUAAGGACAGCAAAUAUUUGUACAUGUUGAUGGAAGUGUGCCUGGGUGGAGAGCUCUGGACCAUUCUCAGGGAUAGAGGUUCAUUUGAAGAUUCUACGACCAGAUUUUACACAGCAUGCGUGGUGGAAGCGUUCGCCUAUCUGCAUUCCAAAGGAAUCAUUUAUAGGGACCUCAAGCCAGAAAAUCUCAUCCUGGAUCACAGAGGCUACACCAAGCUGGUUGAUUUUGGCUUUGCAAAGAAAAUAGGAUUUGGAAAGAAAACAUGGACUUUUUGUGGGACUCCAGAGUACGUAGCUCCAGAGAUCAUCCUGAACAAAGGCCAUGACAUUUCCGCCGACUACUGGUCACUAGGAAUCCUAAUGUAUGAACUUCUGACUGGCAGCCCACCUUUCUCAGGCCCAGAUCCUAUGAAAACCUAUAACAUCAUACUGAGGGGGAUCGACAUGAUAGAAUUUCCAAAGAAGAUCGCCAAAAAUGCUGCUAAUUUAAUUAAAAAACUAUGCAGGGAUAACCCAUCAGAAAGAUUGGGGAAUUUGAAAAAUGGCGUGAAAGACAUUCAGAAGCACAAAUGGUUUGAGGGCUUUAAUUGGGAAGGCUUAAGAAAAGGCACCUUGACACCUCCUAUAAUACCAAGUGUUGCAUCACCCACAGACACAAGCAAUUUUGACAGUUUCCCUGAGGACAAUGACGAACCGCCACCUGACGACAACUCAGGAUGGGACAUAGACUUCUAAUGUAUUUCUCUUACCUGCUUCUGCCUUGCUGAAGUCAGCUUUUUCUGAGACACAGCUGCCAGCAAACCUGAGGGACGGAGAGAAGAUUAGUGCUCGGGGUCACCAUGAUGCCUUUGAUCGAUGCUGCUCCAGUAACUGCAGUGGCAUUAGGACAACAGUGCUCUAUACAUGUUUUCUGUUUGAUCCUAAAAAUAGCAGUUGACAUGGUGGUCCUGAAGCAAAGCCUUUCACACCAGUCAAGAGGUGUCUUCUAGUGUUGGAAUGAUCUUGCUUUGCUCUAUAAUUUGAAAGACUGCCAGAAACACUUCAGUCUAGUAAAAGCGUCUGCACCUUGCUAGAAUUAUCAAGAAGAUCAAAAAAAAUUAAGUAUUGGGUACGAUAGAUGACGGUGGUACAAAAACUGGGAGCUUCCUUUCCUUUUCCCGUGAGGGCAUAGGCUACAUUCAGAUACAUUCGCGCAAGCCGGAAGAGGGUCACGCAUCGUUGGUCACAGAGGUCAUGGCAAACCAGUGCUAGAAGUUUCAUGAUUUAAUUUCCCAGCAGUGCUGAUGACGAGACUGAAUGUUACCUUUCCUUUCCGACAGAUUUUAAAAAUUGAUACGAUAAAAGCACAACUGCUAUAGGUUCUGCUGAGAACUCUCAUAGCAGGUAUAUAUGCGUUUUCACAGGAUUGAAAAACAAAACAACAACAUGCAUGAUAUUUGUUUCUUUUCUCGAUAAAUUGGCAUGACAGAGUGGGGGAAAAAAACAAAAAGCAACUCACAAACCAUUUCAUAUCUUUUAAAACGUUGUGCUUCAAGAUGGUCCUGGAAAUAAAUGACUAGCAGCCAAUUGAUUUUUAUUUAUUACUUAACAUGCCCUCAGACUGAGGCUUAAAAUAUUCCCUUUUAUAAAAAGAAACCCUUGGGGGGUGGGGUGGAGAGGGACUAAGAUCCAUCCAAAAAUAAAAAUAAGAAACUAUAUAGGUGCUAUGUAUAUCUUUCAUCUGUAAAUGUCCGUGUCUGAGCAGACAACACAAAUUCUACUCAUCACCUGUGUAGCCAGAGACUCAAGCAUUCUUCACUACGUUUACCAACCAAACUCCCGUCCGAUUUCACUUACACAACAUAGCCAAGGGUUGAGGGGGAAAGGUGAUUGAAACCCAUUCAGCUGGCUUCUUGUCUUAGGCCUGAACCAGAAAGAAGAAGAGGAAAGCACAAAACCAUUGAGAUUCAGCAGAUGAGAAAGCUUGCUUCUGUGAGGUCAGGGAACGGGACCAGACCUAGCCCACUGCUGAGGACCUUGUGGAGAAUGAGCCACUGUGAGUUCCUGCACAUGUGAGAGUAGGGAGGGGGUCGAGAAGAAAACAGGACGCCUAUUUCUCAAACAUAAAUUUUAGCUACCUAGGACAGAAAUAUUGCAAUCCUGUAAUGUACUGGAAAAUACCAAACUUACUUGCUUUUCUCAUGAGGGGUAAAGAAGCAGCAUUUAAACUGAGUCCUUUGUUGGCAGGCGAGUUGACUAAACUGUCCCUAGGUAGCAGACUGUUCUGGAGGCUCUUCCUGGACAAGUAGCAUUCUCCCUGAGUAAACAAAUGCAUACUCUUAUAUUAAAUUGAAGGUUGCUUUUUUCCAGUAUAAAGUUGCUUUUUUUUUUUUAAAUCAAUGAAACGUAAACAUUUCUGCAAAAAAUAUAUCCACACAGGUCAUUACACCAUAUCCGAGAAGGCAUAUAUUAUGAUUUCUGUUUGAAUUUUUCAUACCAAGAGUACUUUAGAAUAUGGUGUCAAAACAUAAUCUAUGAACCAUUUGGGGAAUAAAAAUACUAAGGGCAUACUAUAUAUAAUCAGAAUAAAGUUACAUUGAAAGUUUGAUCCCAAGAUGUUACUGUAAUUCUUGUGUUAGAGUUUUCCCUCCCUUACAAAUAAUUGCUCAAGAUCAAUUCAUUCCCCAAGAUACCCACAUUCUUCUACAGAUAUCAGAAUAUAAAAUUAAACCUAUCAACCUAAAAUCCAGCUAUGAAUGCUAUUUCAGCAUUUUCACAUUGCUUUUAACUGGGCUUUUAAAAGUAUACAAUUUCAACAUCAUGGUCACUGUUCAGUGGUUUUUGUUUAAAGACAGAGCAGUUUAGGCCCGCUAAAGGUUUGCUAGAAUACUAAGUUCAUCUAGUCACUAAUUAAGAGAGAGAUUCUGAGAAUCUGCUCCUGCAAUUUUUCAAAUGCCCCAAUAGCCCCAGAGCUUAACCCUUACUGUGGUUCAAGUCUAAGACAGCAAUGUAUACAAGUUCUCUGAGGAAUGAAGGAGCAGCAUCCGGUUCAAUGGGACUGUUGGCCAUUUUUCCCACUUGUUAGCACAUCUUUGUUAAAUUUCACCAGUGGCAUUGCAUUAGGAUGUCUAAAGCAAUCACUAACAAAUAAAGGUGAACUACAGCUUCCAAAAAUUGCUAACAGAAAACAGUCCUCUAAUCGUCAGCAUUGAAAUUUAAGGAUUUAAAUCUUGUCUUAAUGAAGACACUAGGGCUAAAAUUCAUGGUCAGCUUUGUAAAGCGCAUCUCACUUUAUUUCUGAAUUGUUCAUGCCCCUCUCUUUUCUUACACUAAAGAACAUCUGGACAAGUUAGUGCCAACUUGUUUGAUUUGUUAACUGACGUUCUUGUUAAUAAGAAAUAAGAAACAAGGGCUUUCUGUGCCUCUUGAUGCACAGGAAAACUGAAAACUGCCAAGGAAAGGAACAUCAUGAUAUUUGAGAUAAAUUGAACACAUUAGAGAAAAUGAUUUCUUGAAAUUUGCUAUAAACGAUCUUUAUGUUUGUAUCUUCUUUGUUAUUCACGUAUGAAUCAGAUCCAUGUGGCAUUGAAAACAAAUUUCUUUCUUUUGAUUACUUUAUAGGUCACUUUUUUUUUUACUUAAAAUUAUGGGAUAUGCAUGUGCAUCACACAUGUGUAAUAUAUAAAUUCAGCUAUUGAAUUUUUUUUUCAUUUCAUUUCUAUGUGACGGAACUGAUGGUGAACUGAAAUUUUAAAGAAGUCAGCUACCAUACUGAAAAUAAGGAUAUUAGAACUGAUUUCAUACGGUAGAAGGUGAUCCGUGCAUUCUCCAUAAUGACAUUUUCUUUCACAAUAGGACCACAAAUAUUUAUGUAAAUAGAUAUUUUUGUGUGAUAUUUUGUGGUACAUAUAACUUUUUUUAGUGUUUCACAGCAUUAUUAUUUCAUUUUCUUUGUACCGAAUGAUGUUUUUAGGUCCAAGUAGACUUGAAUUAAUGUCAUAAUUGUCAGUAUUAUUGAAAAUUACGUCAACUGUACGGUUUCAUCUGUUCCAUAGUUUAGAACAUGACCUGGCUAUCUGGCAUUGUUGCAAGUGCCUUAAAUUCAUGGCAUCCUAUUAAAAAACAAAUUUGGUGUUAUGCUGCAUGACAAAGACAAAUACACCUCAAAAUGUUGUCCUUUCUUAGCUUGCUGCGUUUUACAGUUCUUUCUGCUAACAAUUUAUAAGCCUUUAUUAUAUAAUAUUGAUGAAUUACAGAAAUGAUAAAGUUGUUCUCUUAUUUCUGUUACACGUACCAGAGCUGUGUAUCUGUUACUGAGAUACAGCGUCAUUUCUGUGAAAUGUAUAAAUGUAUGUGCGGGUCAAAUUAAUAUAUGACAUACUAUCAGUCUGUAUACAGGUAUUCCUGUUUUGCUAAGCUGUGCAGAUUCAGUUUAAAAAAAAAAAAACACUUAGUGCAGUCAAGUUCUAACGUCUCAUUUUAUAGACUCCAUUACCAACGAUCCAACUCAAAAGAAAAAUUGGAAAGUGACUGCUAACCACACCUCAUUAUGAAACCAAUGAUGAACACGUACCUUGGUGCACUCCUCAACAAAACAGGAUGCUUUCUGAGUUCUUGUAUAUGCAAAUCAUUUAUGAAGCAAGUUUUCAACAGACCUGGCAAGAUAAACAUUGGAAGUGUGUUAGCCCUCCUCUUUAUCUGCCCCUGAAUUAAUAGAGCUCUGGGACCUUGACCAUGACUCAGAGGUUUGGGCUUUCCAAGGAAAGGGACAUUUCUUCAAGCAUCAUCUAUCCAAUUUAUUUCAUUGUAUGAUGUUUUUACAACUGGUCAGUUCUUUUGUAUUCUUACAGCUAUGGUUGAUUGUCCUCUUACAGUUUGUUCUACAUGAAAGAGUCCUUUGUUAGUCAGAAUGCAACAACCGUCAUCAAAUGGUCAUUGACCACUUGCACUCUUUUGAUGUAGAUUAAAGACUUUUUUCAUAAAAUUAACCUGCUUUGAUUUGCUCUGUAUUUUUCCUGCAGCUGUAAUUGCCGAGUGCCUGUUGUAUACUUUAUAGAGUUGAAAUAAAAAAAAAAAUAAUUACUUUUGAA